AUGGCAUUCAGUUAUUCUGGCAUCCAGAACCCCCGCCGCCUGGAGUGUCAUCUUCAUGCCCCUUGGGGUCUCUGCUUCAACGAUCUCAUUGAGGACCUCGGCCCCGAGACUUUCGUCAUUGCACAACACAAGCUGGCCCCUUUCAACCGCCUUUCUAUUCAGGCAUGGCGUAAGAAGAAGGAAGAAGAGAAGCUAGCAAUCAAGAUGUUCGAAAAACAGCGAAACGUCAACAGGCUUGGGAAGCAGAGAGACGUGCCUCUCCCUUCUACGCCUUCAGAGUCUGGAUCACGCUUCCCUCCUGUACCGGAGGUGGAUGCCGGUGAGACAUCGGAGGAUGACGAGGGAGCUGGGGAAGACGAGGGAGCUGACGAGGCUGACGAGGACGAGGAAGGUGAGGACGAGGACGAUACGAACAUUCUCGCGGAGCUCUCGUUUGAGACUCUCCCAGACAAGAGGGCGGAAGAAAAGUCCCCCGACUUCUCCAUCUACAAAGCGCUCAAGUUUCGCAACCGACAUACGGGCGAAAUCAUCACCGCCAGAGAAUUUCCCAAGAAUCCCGCAGAUUGGGAUUCCGUACGCGUCGUGCUCUCCAGGAUUCGUCUCCUAGCGGAGCUGAAGCCCGCACCUUCGCGCCAUUCCGAGAACGAAGAAGAUUUUCAAUUUGGACUUGAGACAGCCAUCGGUAAAGCAAGUCAUCAGGCGGUUGUGCAAGCAAGAUGUGCAUUCGAAGCUGAUGAAAGACUUGAAGCUCUCGUUGCCGUUGCUGUCUCGGGCGAGUGGUGGGCAUGGAAGGUGUUUAAGAGAGAAGAAGUGAUGCCCACAGAUGCGGAAGCUGACGAAACGCCCUCGAUGACCUUGUCUCCCCACCCGCAAGACCGGGCUCCGAGUAGUACUGGCAGAGACCUAGAAGACCCCCUGCCCGAACAGGCCACCGCAUCCAUUCAGUCUACCUCAGGUCUCAGACGCUCUGAGCGCAACUUGCUCCAUGGCGGCGCGGGACUCCGUGCCCCCCCGUACACCGAGUUCGAUUCCAGUGAGGAAACUGAUGAUGAGACUCAGAAAGUUCCUGUUCGGCUCCCGAUGUCCAGGAAGGGCAAGGAGCCGGAAGAUCAUGCAGCACAAGAUGCCAAAGCACGUACUGUCUUUCAUAAAGCCAAGCCUGGUCAUUCCGACGAAGCAAAGGACACUAUUUUCGACGCAAUUCCGACCCCUGGCGAAUGGACGAACAACAUGCGUCUUAGCACGCCAGUGUCCAACCAGGCCUUCUCUAUCCUGCACUACUUUAUUGAACACGGUCGACUACCCUCGAGGGAACAGACGCACCCAGAAGACAGUUCCAACCCAGGCCCACCAGGAAGCACCGGAGCCUCACUUAAACGCUCGUCUGAGUGGCCCUCUCUUGACGAUGAACAAGCCCAGAAGAAGCAAAGGCUGGACUUGAGUGAGGAGGAUGAAGAUAUGACAAGUGACGGCUGUAUGACUCCCCCCAAUUUGGAGGAUUAA
Messenger RNA from Cyclocybe aegerita, 1503 nucleotides. Lineage: Eukaryota; Fungi; Basidiomycota; Agaricomycetes; Agaricales; Hemipholiotaceae. The record is from the annotation of a GenBank genome assembly.